Molecule: messenger RNA, 657 nt
Organism: Cuscuta epithymum
Lineage: Eukaryota; Viridiplantae; Streptophyta; Magnoliopsida; Solanales; Convolvulaceae
Source: the annotation of a GenBank genome assembly
CGUAUUUGAACAUAAGGCGUUGUUAUUUAUCAUGGUAUCAGAGAGUUCUUAAUUAUCUUCCGCAAAAUGACGGCCGGAGAUGGAGGUUUGUCGUUCGGCAAUUCUCAGGCGAAAAUAGAUCCUGGAGCACAGCGCAGCAAGUAUCUGGCAACGAAGGUCCAUGCUACAGUGGCCGAAAAUGUGCUUAAAUCACCAAAUAUAAAAGACGAAGGGAGCAGCCAGUCAACACCGUUGCCCAGCUUUACACCCGAGCGAUGGAAUGCCUUGUUAUCUAUUUUUGGUAAUUCAUCAUCCUCUAAUGAUGCCAUGGCUGGACCGUCUCUCGAGGAGGCUGAUCGGAACGGGUGAACGGAGAAAUGGACUGUAUUAUCUGUGCGAGGAACCUUCAGCACAAAUUUUGGCACUAAGAGACUCCAAGAAUUCAGUAGUGGACUUAUGGCAUCAAAGGUUGGGACACCCAUCUUUACAAGUGGUUGAACAUUUGGCUCCUGUAAGUGGUGUGAAGAUUACUGAAAAUUUCCCUUGUGAUGUCUGUUUUAAGGCUAAACAAACUAGAGAUUCCUUUCCUACUAGCGCUUUAAAUAAAACCCAUGGCACUUUUGAAUUAAUACAUUGCGAUUUGUGGGGUCCAUAUAACACACCAUCUUCAUGUGGGGC